Molecule: messenger RNA, 3882 nt
Organism: Cynoglossus semilaevis (tongue sole)
Lineage: Eukaryota; Metazoa; Chordata; Actinopteri; Pleuronectiformes; Cynoglossidae
Product: EH domain-binding protein 1
Exons: 20
Coding region: 431-2782 (783 amino acids)
Molecular function (GO): protein binding
Source: RefSeq, a predicted model, not a curated record
AGGGGGGGGGGGGGAACCUUUCAGCUGCCGCGUCUCCAUGUGGAUCACCAUCAUCAGUGCCAGAGAGGAACUGUUCAAGUUCUCACUGAGAGUUCCUGCUCCACCAACUGACUCCGACAUUUGAAACUUUCUCUCUUUUUUCUCUGACAGUCAGAGCAAAAACAGCAGCAACGAAUCGGUUCCUGUUUUUUAUUUAUUUUUCUCCUCCAGUUUCUCCUUUCAGUCGUGCGUAUAAUUCAAGGUCCUGCCGCAAAUGAGCGCAGUUCUCGGCGCGUGUCAGCCUCAUCAUCCUCACUGGGGGCAGCAGUGAGGAGAAGAGAAAACAACGGGCAAAGUUGGAGUUUGUUUUUUUGUUUCGACGCCCGGAAGCGCGCGAUUUCUCGCUUCUUCACGUUGCUCCACUUCGGUCUUUUAAGCCUCGCAGGAAGUGAUGACUUCUGUGUGGAAGCGGCUGCAGCGAGUCGGUAAAAAGGCGUCAAAGUUUCAGUUUGUCGCUUCGUACCAGGAACUGGUUUUGGAGUGCACCAAGAAAUGGCAACCAGACAAGCUGAGGGUGGUGUGGACCAGGAGGAACAGACGCAUGUGUUCCAAGCUCCACAGCUGGCAGCCUGGGAUCAAAAACCCGUACAGAGGGACGGUGAUAUGGCCGGUCCCCGAGAACAUCGACAUCUCAGUUACACUCUUCAAGGAGCCCAACGCUGAUGAGUUCGAGGACAAAGAGUGGACGUUUGUUAUCGAGGGUGAAAACAAAGGACAUCGUAAGGUGCUGGCGUCAGCUGACAUCAACCUGAAGAAGUUUGCCAGUCCGACGCCGACCCAGACCGACCUGACGCUGAAGCUGAAACCUCUGUCUGUCAAAGUGGUGGAGGCCACGAUGAAGCUCUCGCUGUCCUGCGUGUUCGUCCGCGAAGGAAAAGCAACUGAUGAAGACAUGCAGAGUCUGGCCAGUCUGAUGAGCUUCAAACCCACAGAUAUCGGAAACCUGGACGACUUCAAUGAGAGCGACGAGGAUGAGGACAAGAAGUCCAUCGGUACCAUCGGUUCCACAGGUGCUCCGGGGCCCUGGACCCCCCCGGACCCCGGUGCAGCCGUAGGAGACAUCGCUCCGGUCCCUCUGCUCUCGACUCCUGAUCUGGACGCUCUCUGCGACCCCGUGGGCCCAGCUCUCCCCACUGCUCCCCCAUUCUCCUCACCCUCUCUCUCCUCUUCCCCUCACCCUCAGCUCACUGUCUCUCCUUCUGCUCCUCCCGCUGCCAUGAACCCCUUCCACUCAGAGGAGGAAACCGCUCCAAACCUCCUGAGCCGAGGUGAAGAGGUCCGAACUUCCAAGAAGCAAAUGAAACCCCCCGUGGACACGAUGGCCACCAUCGCAGAGGACAAAGACGAGUCCAAAAAAAAGAGGGUGAAACACAGACCGUCUGACCGCCUGUCGAGGCCUGUCGUGGACACCGCCCCUCCUCAUCAUCCCAGUGAGGUGAAGACCACCCGGCUCCCGACUUUAGUAGAAGAAGAAAGCCCUGGAGUUAAGAGAGCGGAUCCUGUUCCAUCAGUCAGAGAGGAGGCUGAUGGGAAAGACGCCGCCGCCGAGGACCUGGUGAACUCCAGUCAGUCUCUGCUCCAGUGGUGUCAGAACAUCACCGCUCAGUACAGGGGGGUAAAGGUCACCAACUUCAGCACGUCCUGGAGGAACGGCCUGGCCUUCUGUGCCAUCCUCCACCACUUCCACCCAGAUAAAAUACAUUUUGACGAGUUGGACCCUCAUGAAAUCAAGCUGAACAACAAAAAGGCGUUCGAUGGUUUCGAGGCCUUGGGAAUCUCUCGUCUGUUGGAGCCCUCCGACAUGGUCUUCAUGUCCAUCCCUGACAGGCUGAUAGUCAUGACCUACCUCAGUCAGAUCCGCUCGCACUUCACCAACCAGGAGCUGAGCGUGCUGCAGAUAGAACACAACAGCAGCCAGUCCAGCUACGGCCUCGCUCCCUCGGGUCCCGAUCCCAGCAACGUCGACGCUGCCGCCUUCUGCAUGGCCAGGCUGAACGAAGGCGUGAGUCUGGAGGAGAGAGGAGGAGACAGCCCUCUGGUGGUGCCACCGCCCAGAAGCAAACGAGUGGUCAAAGCUGAAGACUCUAUAAACCCCGUCGCACCGCCACGAUCUGUCGCCAAGACGGUCAAAUCUGAGGAUGAAGACACGACGACGAGGAGGAUAUCUACAGCAGAGAAGACUGAUACCUCAGGUCUGCAGAGAGACACAGAGGCAGAGACUCCGAAACAAGAGGCAGAGACAAUGCGUCUGCAGGACACCAGUCAGUAUGUGCUUAGUGAACUGGCAGCACUGGAGACGGAGCAGAAGCACAUUGACAGCAGGGCUGCUGUGGUGGAGCGGCGGCUGCGGAGCCUCAUGGAAACAGGAAGUGACCGUGAUGAAGAGGAGAGACUGAUUCAGGAGUGGUUCACUCUGGUGAAUAAGAAGAACGCUCUCAUCCGCAGGCAGGACAACCUGGAGCUGCUGCAAGAGGAGCAGGACCUGGAGAGGAGGUUCGAGCUCCUCACCAGAGAGCUGCGAGUCCUGAUGGCCAUAGAGGACUGGCAGAAGUCCUGUAAUCAUCAGCAGAGGGAGCAGCUGCUCCUCCAGGAGCUGGUGUCUCUGGUCAACCAGCGGGAUGAGAUCAUUAGAGACAUUGAUGCCAAAGAGAGAGGAGCGCUGGAGGAGGACGAGCGUCUGGAGCGUGGACUGGAGAUGAGGAGAAGAAAAUACAGCAACAAAGAAAAAUGUGUCCUUCAAUGAGGACAGAGGACAAAUACAAACGUCUUCUACUACUGCUGUGGGACAGAAGAAGUUGACAGUUUUGUUUUUAGUAUUAUUCAUAUUUUAUUCAGUUCCACUUGUCUGUGAACUCAGGAACAAACAUCACGAUAUUCUUCCUUGUUUCUCUUCUCUAAGUGCCUUUAUUCACCCGAAGAAACACAAGGCUGCGUUUUAAUGUUUAAAGUUUCAUUUUGUUUGUUGUGUCUCACUGUAAUAGUGCUAGGAUUAUUUGGAUUAUUUAUUUAAAUUGAUUCUUUCGUUGCUGUACAUGUUGCACAUACAGCACUGGGCGUGUCCUUGUGUAUAUGGUUGAAUUAGUUCAUUUAAAUAUUUGAAAAUCUUUUUUAUUUCUGAGAGAGAGUAGAAUUCUGAUGGUUUAAAUUAUAAAUUAUAAUCACAUUAUAUUUAAACAUGUUAAGUUGUGUGAUGAGUUUCAGGUGAUGAAAAAAUCUGUGAAGCUGCUGCGAAGAAGAUACAAACUUUUCCACAUCCUUAAAAAAAAAAAAAAGGCCCCAAAACAGAAUCAAAUGAAAGACUUUGAUUGGCCGACAUCUGGUUUUCAGACUGUGAGCUUCAUCUGAUCCAAACCUCAACCAAAGUUUUUUUUUUCUUUUCUAGCCUUCUGGAUUUCCAUCCGAUAGACUGGCCUUGUCCACUAGGGGUCAAACCUGGUUGCACUCUGUUGCCCUCCCUAUAAAUUGUGGGCAUUUGUUAGGCCAGUUUUUAUGUGGAUUGCAAGCUGUAAAUAAUGAGCUGGACUCAGGCCCAGCAUGUUCUCUUUAAGGGAACCUCCACGUAUUUCUACUUUUUUUUUGCAAUAUUUUAAGGUUCGAUUUUGGAGAGUUUCUAGUUAUAUUUAUUUCAGUUCGUGUCCUGAGUUCCUUUUUAAUUCAUCGUAGUGAGUAUGAUUUUAAUGCCUGUGUUGUUUGACUACUUUAUUCUUGUUUGUUUUCUUUGCUGAUAAAGUGGAGCCCGUCUCACGUCACCUCGUUAUAAAAAAAGCACACUGUGUUUUUAAGUUUUGAUGAAUGAUGCUGAAAAUAAAACAAAAAUAAUAAAUAAAAAAAAAUCCAACUGAA